AUGAAAGAUUAUAUCAAUCGAGGUGUCCAAGGAAUCAUAACGAAUCGAAUCGCUUUAGCCAAACGAGUAGCAGUCUCGAUGGGUGUCACAAUGGCGAACGUGUCUACGCCUAUUCCUACAUCGAAAUUUUCUACGCCACCUGUAGAUAAAUGUGAUUGUGAUUAUCAUAAAGGAGGUUGUACGAUUUCAUGGCCUGCGCCAAGUAAAAAAGCUUGCAAAUGCCGAUACAAAGAUCUUAUGUGGACAUGUGAGGGUUCUCUCGUCGAUUGUCAUGUUUCUCUUCCAAAAUGUUUAAAUCCCGAUGCAUCAAAAGAAGCUUGUCAACUUGGACAAGGUGAUUGUGAUGGGUAUUAA
This is a messenger RNA of Adineta steineri, 354 nucleotides long. The record is from the annotation of a GenBank genome assembly. NCBI's taxonomy places the organism in Eukaryota, Metazoa, Rotifera, Eurotatoria, Adinetida, Adinetidae.